Eruca vesicaria subsp. sativa (arugula) is the source of this 979-nucleotide messenger RNA. The record is from the annotation of a GenBank genome assembly. Lineage: Eukaryota; Viridiplantae; Streptophyta; Magnoliopsida; Brassicales; Brassicaceae.
AAAAAAACUCGUUGAUCAAAAAAAAAAAAAAAAGGAAGAACUCAAACCUAAAGCGAUUUUUUGUUGUCAAUGUCGUCCCCGAUUCCGUCGCUUCCUUAUGAUUUGGUAUUGCUCUGCGUGGCACGUGUCUCAACUCUCAAGGAUGUACUAUCCGACUCUCUCGCUCGUCUCCAAGAGCUUCCGAUCGCUGGUAUCAUCUCCAGAGCUUUACAAGACGCGGUCUCUCAAACUCUUUGAGAGUUGUCUCUAUGUGUGCUUACAAACUCUUGAUGUUACCGCUGACUGGUACACCCUCUGCCUUAAACCUGAUAAAACUCUUAAUAAAAAAAACAAAACCCGGUACGCUUUGGCUAGAGUCCCUGCUUACGAUCCCAAGCAAAGUAAAUGGGACAUGGUAGGGAGAGGGAUGCGUGGGCGUAUGCGUUCAGAUGCUUAUUGCGUGAUAGGGAACGUUUUGUACUCUGCUUCUAACGGAGUGUUCAAAUGGUAUGAUACUGAGGGAAGAAGGUGGAGAGAUUUGCAGGGUUUGGUAGGACUACCUAAGAUCACUACUCCUCGUCAUGAUAGAGGGAUUAUUAGAUUGGGUGAUUAUGGUGGAAAGAUGGUGGUUUUUUGGGGUCAUGUUAGUAUUGACCCUUGCUCUUUAUCUUGCAACUGUUGGUCUUGCCGUUACACGGAGAUUUGGUGUGCAGAGAUUUCGCUUGAAAGGCGGCAGGGCGGUGAAAUUUGGGGGAAAGUUGAGUGGUUCGAUCUACUGCUUGAAAUCAACGGACCUUAUCGGGCUGAGCAGGUUCUUUCUACUACAAUGUGAUGAAUGAACUGAACGCGCCUCUUUUUUUAGAUAGUUUGAUACUACUAUCGGUGAAUGCGUGUGUUAAGCUUAGUUAUGCGACUGUAAUCAAUGUACUUUGUUAAGCUUAUUUUGUGUCCAAAACUUGAUUAAUAAACCCUCUUUGGAGGGAGCACACGACUGACUUGU